CACUAUGAAAUGACAGAAAAGGGGGAAAAGUCUGCGUCUUACCACCCCUUUGCUCUUCUUCCUUUCCUAUACUUGAAAAUUUUAAUAUUACAUAAAUUUGGGUUGUGCUACAGAAAUUGAAAAGAAGAAGAAGAAAACUGAAAAUGUCUUCCUUAACUUGUACUAAGCUCACCAUCUUCACCUUAACUGGAGUACUCAUCCAAAUCAUUGGUCUUUCUCUCUUCGUUUUCGGAUUCUUCCCCGUCAAACCAGCUCUCUCUGGUUUCAGUGGUCAGGAGGCUUUUCGUGCACCGAGUUCUGAUUCAGUUCAAAAUCAUAGCAUUGCAAAUCUCCCUCCUGAUGAGCUCAGAUCACUGUAUCAGGAACUAUCUGGGCUCCCUUCUUUUGAUAAGCUAAUACUAAUGGUUAUUGAUGGUCUCCCAGCAGAGUUUGUGCUUGGCAAGGAUAGUAACCCUCCACGAAGGGAGUUGAUGGAAGCUAUGCCAUAUACUCAGUCACUGUUAGCAAAUGGCAUGGCAAUUGGGUAUCAUGCAAAGGCUGCACCUCCUACUGUUACAAUGCCUCGUUUGAAAGCUAUGGUUUCCGGAGCAAUUGGUGGGUUUCUUGAUGUGGCUUUUAAUUUUAAUACACAAGCUCUCUUAGAUGACAAUCUUAUUGACCAGUAUUUUAAGAUUGGUCGGAAAAUGGUGAUGCUUGGUGACGAAACAUGGCUGAAGUUGUUUCCGGGAUUAUUUAAGAGGCAUGAUGGAGUUAGCAGUUUUUUUGUUAAAGAUACUAUACAGGUUGAUCAAAAUGUUUCUCGACAUUUACCUGAUGAGCUUAGUAGAUUUGAUUGGGAUCUCAUGGACUUGAGCUCGGGGAGGAUGAUUGGCAAUGCUGAUUUUUGUGCAAGCCUCUAUGUUCUAGAUGUCAACAAUCCUUCCAACCAUAUUAUUCUUCAUUACCUAGGCUUGGAUCAUGUUGGACAUAUUGGUGGGCGCAACAGUGUCUUGAUGGCCCCAAAACUAAUAGAGAUGGAUGAGGUGGUUAAGAUGAUUCAUACAAAUAGAAUCCUGAAUCAAAUGAAUAAUCACGGAAGGACACUUUUGGUAGUGGUAAGUGAUCAUGGCAUGACUGACAAUGGUAAUCAUGGAGGAUCUUCUUAUGAAGAGACUGAUUCUUUAGCUUUAUUUAUUGGCCUGAAUGAUGUAUCCGGUCAUGAAUCAUUCUUCCAGAAAGCUGUGGACCAGGUUGAUAUAGCACCAACAUUAGCUCUUCUUUUUGGUUUACCAAUUCCCAAGAACAAUGUUGGAAUCCUGAUUUCAGAAACUUUUGGGCAUUUGGCUGAUGGCCAAAAGCUAAGAGCACUCGAAUUGAAUUCAUGGCAAUUGCUUAGAUUAUUGCAAGCACAACUACCUGGCUUAUCAUGUGAAGGUUUCCCAUAUCAGGGAUCAAUCGAUGAAACCUCCAGAAUAAGUAAGUGCAAUGGUAGCACAGAGAAGAUAUUUUGUUGCUUAUAUACAACUGCCGCAUUUCUCCAUAAUUCAUGGAUGUCUAAGGAUGUAUCCAGGUUUAACCAUGGGGAUGAGUAUGCCAUUGCUGUUGGAGCAUACAAUGAGUUCUUAAGAAUUGCAAGUGAGUGGUUAUCACGCAGAGCCACUGAUAAACCUUUCAGCUUGCUUGGUUCUGGAGUUUCUGCAAUGAUCCUAUCUUGUGUAAUAUUGCUGAGCCUUUUAUGUCUAAUGUGCAAAGAAGUUUAUGGCAGAGAAAGGAAAUGUGUUUCUAACUUUGAGAGUAAUAUCAUGCAUGCAUGGAAUUUAGACGAGGCUUUUACAAUUGGUGUUAUCUUUAUCCUUGUAAUAAGUAUGGGAUCGAGUUCUAUGGUGGAGGAAGAGCAAUAUAUAUGGCACUUUGUUAGUUCGACAUUGCUUUUCCUAUUACUGCGUAAAUCAGUACAGUCUUCACAAGCUGAAAGGGCACAGAAUAUAUUUAAUUUGUUCAAUGGAAAAAACAAAAAUAUUGGUUUUCAAACAAUGUCCAUAGCUUUGCUUCUUGUCUCUGGUAGGAUCUUGAGAGGCUGGCAUCAAGGAGGUGUGAAUUGGACAGAUCUUCCUGAUAUAUCUAAGUGGCUUGAGCAGGCUGGGGGUGAUCAUCUACUUAGAGAAAUUCAGCUAGUUGCAGGUCUCAUGGUCAUUGCUUUAAGCUUAAUUUCUCUAUCUGUAUUUGAUUUAAACAGAAAGUCUGUUGCAGUAAUUGGAUUUUGCUUUUUGACUUCUGGGCUAUUGGUUUUGCAACAUAUUAUGAAACAGCAGGAUAGUAUGUUUGCACCAUCUAGCUAUAAUGCAACGAUGUUGGUACAAAUAAUCUAUACAGUUCUCGGUUUUUCCACACUUGGUAUUGCUGUGGCUGUACCAUGGUUAUCGCCUUGUUUGAAUUCCAAAACAUGCUCAAAUAAUUAUUCAUAUAUAUUAGCUUCUGGCCCUGACGAGCUUCAUUAUAAGUCUCUGCUGGUGGAACUAAAAAAUUGUUCGCUUGUGAUUGGUUGGACAUACAUAUGCUCUUGGUGCCUUCUGCAGUUGUUACUCCAACAACCAAUUAAUUCAAUGCCUAUAUUAUUGCUGCUUUUGCAAGUUUUAGUCGGCAUGCUUUAUUGUUUUUACAGGGGGGAACAUAACAAGCACUGGGUUGAGGUUGCUGUGUUCUACUAUAUGGGAAUGGCAGGCCAUUAUGCUUUGGGCAACAGUAAUUCUUUAGCCACCAUUGAUGUUGCUGGAGCUUUUAUUGGCAUCUCAAAUCAUUCAACUAUACUGUCUGGCAUUUUGAUGUUUAUGAUCACCUAUGCCUCCCCAAUGCUAGCCGCUCUUAGCAUGGUGAUGUACGUCUCUGUUAAGAUCAGUAACUAUGCUGCACUUUCCCUAAAUGUGGAUUCCAGACUACUCCUAAAAAGAUUGCUGGGCUUUCCUUGUCUACUCCCACUGAGCUUGAACUCCAUUUUGUUGGUGUCUUACACUAUCGUAUUGAUAUUAAUGAGGAACCAUCUGUUUGUGUGGAGUGUUUUCUCUCCAAAGUAUCUUUAUGUGUGUGCUGCAACGGUGUGUCUUUAUAUUGGGGUCUCUAUUGUGGCAACAACUGUGAUUUAUACAUACUUGGUUCUGUCUUUUAUGAGAACCAUGCGGGGUUCUUCUGCAAGCACUAACGAUAAAGAAUAGAGCUCGGUUACCUCGACCCAUAAUUCCUUUUAAUGGUUGAGUAUGUACUUGAAGUAGUUUAGCAGGGGAAACAAAGAGUAACACGACUAGUUUGUCACAGUUGAGCAACUACUCAUCAUUAUUGUCUUUUCAAUUUUUUUUCUUUAUUAUUAUUAUAUUUUUCUUAUAAAAAAAUAGUCAUGAAUCAAACAAAAAUAUACAUUUCUUAUAAAAGAUUAUAAAAUAUACUUUAA
Messenger RNA from Humulus lupulus (European hop), 3421 nucleotides. Its product is annotated as GPI ethanolamine phosphate transferase 2. Gene Ontology annotation, cellular component: endoplasmic reticulum membrane. Gene Ontology annotation, biological process: GPI anchor biosynthetic process. The transcript is spliced from 18 exons. NCBI's taxonomy places the organism in Eukaryota, Viridiplantae, Streptophyta, Magnoliopsida, Rosales, Cannabaceae. Bases 144 to 3188 code for a protein of 1014 amino acids. The record is from RefSeq and is a predicted model, not a curated record.